This is a messenger RNA of Fomitiporia mediterranea MF3/22, 1659 nucleotides long. RefSeq names its product glucose-6-phosphate isomerase. Gene Ontology annotation, molecular function: monosaccharide binding; glucose-6-phosphate isomerase activity; carbohydrate derivative binding. Gene Ontology annotation, biological process: glycolytic process; glucose 6-phosphate metabolic process; gluconeogenesis. The record is from RefSeq and is a predicted model, not a curated record. Bases 1 to 1659 code for a protein of 552 amino acids. The transcript is spliced from 4 exons. Gene Ontology annotation, cellular component: cytosol. NCBI's taxonomy places the organism in Eukaryota, Fungi, Basidiomycota, Agaricomycetes, Hymenochaetales, Hymenochaetaceae.
AUGCCUGGAACGCUUGCAUCUGAAUACUCUGCCUGGAAAAAGCUGCAGCAGAUCUACAAUGAGCAACAUUCAAAACUGAUCCUCAAGGAACUCUUCGCGCAGGACCCGAGCAGGUUCAAGAAAUUCAGCAAGGAAUACACGUCGAAAGACGAUCAAUCGACCACAUUUCUGCUCGAUUACUCAAAAAAUCUCGUCACUGAGCCAAUCCUGAGUGCUCUCUUUGACCUAGUUCGUGAGGCAGGUGUUGAGCAGGAGCGUGAUGCAAUGUUCAGUGGCAAGCAUAUUAACACCUCCGAGGACCGCGCAGUAUUGCACGUAGCACUUCGUAACUUCAGUCAAUGGAAUAUUCCAGAGUCUGGUACUGAGGAUGUGUCCAAGGUGCUCGACCACAUUCGAUCCUUUACCGAGGCAGUCCGAAGCGGUACAUGGAAAGGCUAUACGGGAAAACCAAUUAAGACAAUCGUGAAUAUAGGAAUUGGAGGAUCUGAUCUCGGACCCGUCAUGGUUACUGAAGCACUCAAGCCAUAUGCGAAGCGUGAUCUGGAUGCUCACUUUGUAUCCAACAUCGACGGCACACAUCUCGCGGAGACCCUGCGUUUAUGCGAUGCGGAGACGACGCUGUUCAUAGUUGCUAGCAAGACGUUUACGACACAGGAGACGAUAACCAAUGCGGAGAGCGCGCGUGAGUGGUUCCUUGAGCGUGCGAAAGACAAAGCACAUGUCGCGAAGCACUUUGUCGCUCUGAGCACGAACACCAAGGCCGUAACUUCAUUUGGUAUAUCUGCGGAGAACAUGUUCCAGUUCUGGGAUUGGGUCGGAGGACGUUACUCUUUGUGGUCUGCCAUUGGUCUGUCUAUAGCACUUGUUAUCGGUUAUGACAACUUCGAGGCGCUUCUCAAGGGUGCACAUGGCAUGGACAAUCAUUUCCGUGAGACGCCUCUUGAAAAUAACUUGCCCGUCAUUCUCGCAGUCCUCGGCAUCUGGUACAACGACUUCUACGGUGCACAGACGCACGUAUUACUUCCGUACGACCAAUAUCUGCACAAAUUUGCAGACUACUUCCAGCAGGGUGACAUGGAAUCGAACGGGAAGUUUAUCACAAAGUCUGGGCAACGAGUCAACUAUCAAACUGGACCGAUUAUUUGGGGAGCGGCUGGUACGAAUGGCCAGCAUUCGUUUUACCAGCUCUUGCAUCAGGGAACAAAACUUGUUCCUGCGGACUUUCUUGCACCGGCAACUACGCACAAUCCUAUUGCGAACUCAAAGCAUCACCGUAUUUUGUUAAGUAACUUCUUCGCACAGCCUGAAGCACUGGCCUUUGGUAAGUCGGAGGAGCAGGUACGAGCAGAACUUGGCAGUGGUGCAUCAGACACGCUCGUCAAAUCGAAGGUCUUCGAAGGCAAUCGUCCCAGCAACAGUAUCAUUUUCCCCUUACUCACGCCUUCGACACUUGGUGCCCUGAUUGCACUCUACGAGCAUAAGAUUUUCGUCCAGGGUGUUGUCUGGGGCAUCAACUCCUUCGACCAAAUGGGUGUCGAACUUGGCAAGGUUCUCGCAAAGGCUAUCCUUGCACAGCUUGAUAAACCAUCAGAUGUUACCGGACACGACUCCUCGACAACGGGCCUCAUCCACUACUACCAGAAAUACCGCAAAGAGUAA